GCAACAUUCGGCCAUAAAGUGACACUCUGGGACGGGAAGCAGAACAAACUGUAAGCUGCUGGGGAUCCAUCUUGCUCGGAAAAGAGACGAGGUUGGAGUGAUUUACCAGCUAAGAGUCACAAAAACUGUAUCGUUCCUCGCUGAACGCGCUGGGGAGCCCGAGGAGGGGCUGUGUCGCUGUUUGUAGGAUGUCCCGACAUGAGGGUGUGAGCUGCGAUGCAUGUUUAAAGGGCAACUUUAGAGGACGGAGGUUUAAGUGUCUAAUUUGCUACGACUACGACCUGUGUGCAUCAUGCUACGAGAGCGGGGCCACCACAACACGACACACCACAGAGCACCCCAUGCAGUGUAUAUUAACCAGAGUAGACUAUGAUUUGUAUUACGGAGGAGACACCUUUUCGGUGGAACAACCUCAGUCGUUCACAUGUCCUUAUUGUGGUAAGAUGGGCUUCACGGAGACGUCCUUACAGGAGCAUGUCACCUCAGAGCAUUCGGAGACGUCCACAGAGGUGAUCUGUCCAAUCUGUGCUGCCUUGCCGGGAGGCGAUCCGAACCACGUGACGGACGACUUUACGGCUCACCUCACCCUUGAGCACAGAGCGCCAAGAGAUUUAGACGAGUCCAGUAGCGUUCGGCACGUACGCAGGAUGUUCCACCCAGGGCGAGGAAUCGGCGGCCCCAGAGCUCGACGGACAAAUAUGCACUUUACUAGCGGCUCCACAGGGGGGCUCUCAUCCUCCUCAUCACAGAGCUCCACUUACACCCCCAGUAACAGAGAGACAAUGGACCCAAUCGCAGAGUUGUUGUCUCAGCUGUCCGGCGUGCGGCGGGCUGCUGGGGGCCAGAUAAACUCGUCGGGCCCCUCGGCCUCCCAGCUGCAGCAGCUCCAGAUGCAGCUGCAGCUGGAGCGGCAGCAGGCGCAGGCAGCCCGGCAGCAGGUAGAGGCGGGCCGCCACGCAACUCGUCGUGGCAACAAUCCCGGCAACACGGGCAACUCUAUCCCCCCGCCUAACUCGUCCACCGCCAACACCAGCGCCGUGGGUGAUGGCAAUCCCGCUUCCUCCUCCCAAAGCUCCCAGUUUCUAUUAGCACGUUUGAAUGAACCCAAGAUGUCCGAAGCGGAGCGCCAGUUCCUAGAAGGAGAGCGAGCCGACCGCAGCUUGUUCGUCCAGGAGCUGCUGCUGUCGACGCUGAUGCACGAGGAGAGCUCCUCCUCCGACGAGGACGAGCGCCGAGACUUCGCCGACUUCGGAGCCAUGGGCUGCGUGGACAUCAUGCCUUUAGACGUGGCGCUGGAGAACCUCCAGCUCCGAGAGAGCAGCUCUUCGGGGAGGGAGCCUCCGCCGCCUCCUCUUUGAUGUCCGAGCAUCAAGCAGACUGUGUCCUCUGUGCUGCAACUGUCAGUGAAUGGGGCAGCAGACACGGGCGGUCCUCCCCGGCCCGCCCUCCUCCUUUUCUCUCUCUCUCUCUCUCUCUCUCUCUCUCUCUCUCCAUCUCCCUGUCUCUUUCUCUCUCUCCUCUUCUCUCCCUUCUAUCUCCUCAGUUUGUUUUUGGUGAUUGUAACUUAAGGCCCGUCACCGUAACUUGUUACAUUGUAAACAAAACUAAAAGAGAUCAAUUGGAAUAAAAUGUUCAUAUGGGGAAGGAAGCAAGAGAAGAGAUUUAUAUGAAUAUAAAUAUAUAUAUAUAAAAUAUAUAUAAAGUUGAUAAUCAAUCCACUUCUUUUCUUUAUCAGGUAAGUUCUGCAGGCAGCUUUGCUUCCUGUGCCAUGUGAAGGGCCCUCCAUAUAAAUACUCCACAUUCAGAAGUCAUGAGAACACAAGUCCCCUCCGAUGAAGCUGCUGUGUGUGUUUAAUGAUCAUUAAUAAAUAAAAAGUGCUUGGAUGGGUUACCAUAACUUUACCGCAUGCAGUUAUUUGCAGCGUGCAUGACCUUUGAUGACCCCCCCCCCCCCGUCAUCAAAAUUUUGUACUUUUUUGGUUUUCUUUAAAGGUAUCCCAAAGCUUUCGACUCUUGCAAACGGUUACAUCAAAUAUAGCUUAAGUAGCAAACCUACUCACUUGCAGACAUCAGUUUCUUGACUGUCUUGUUAGGUUUUUUUUGUUUGUUUUUUUUCAUCGAGUAUUUCGGAAUGAAGAGAAACAACUGGGAUCUGAAGAAAAUGCCGCGAUUUGAGAAUCCAGUUGGACUUUUCUGUAUUACGGCUACAGAUGCGAAAGCCAAGAAUGUAAGAAAGGAGCCUUGCCUCUCUAGAUGUUAAUCUUUAGUUUGAAGAUUUUAAAGCACAGUAGAGGUUUUAAUUAAUGGACGACUUGAUCCGGUGCUCCUCCGCUCUGCUCGUGUCACACCACAUGCUUUCAAAGGCUUGUUUGACUUUCGCUGGAGCUUCAUUUCUUUUCUUUUUUUUUCCUCCCUCCUCCGUAACUCAACUUUUUUUUUUUUUUUUUUUUUUCGGGUUAAAGCUAGCACUUUCUAUUUAUUUAUACCUGUUUUUAUGAUUUGUUUGAGCCUUGACACGGAUCAUGCCACCUUCAUGCCUCUACUUUUACCCUCUAUGUAAAGAAAUGUACAUUAAUUUCUUUUUUUUUUGCGUUAACUUUCAUAAUGAUUCUAUGACAUGGGCAGACUUUUUUUUUUAUGUAAAUUUAGAUUACAAUAAAUAUGGCACACAUCUUUUGAUGGAAGUGAAAACCUCCA
Messenger RNA from Poecilia reticulata (guppy), 2697 nucleotides. RefSeq names its product potassium channel modulatory factor 1 (gene kcmf1). Lineage: Eukaryota; Metazoa; Chordata; Actinopteri; Cyprinodontiformes; Poeciliidae. Gene Ontology annotation, biological process: synaptic signaling. The record is from RefSeq and is a predicted model, not a curated record. Gene Ontology annotation, molecular function: zinc ion binding. Gene Ontology annotation, cellular component: plasma membrane.